This is a messenger RNA of Drosophila eugracilis, 8223 nucleotides long. RefSeq names its product serine protease nudel (gene ndl). The record is from RefSeq and is a predicted model, not a curated record. The transcript has 15 exons. The coding region runs from base 294 to 8135 and encodes 2613 amino acids. Gene Ontology annotation, molecular function: protein binding; serine-type endopeptidase activity. NCBI's taxonomy places the organism in Eukaryota, Metazoa, Arthropoda, Insecta, Diptera, Drosophilidae. Gene Ontology annotation, biological process: proteolysis.
UCAUCGUUAUCGUCGUCGUCGUCGUAGUCGUGGUUAUUACCGUUCUGGAUUAUCUUGGAUAUCAAAUUCGGCUAUUACAAGUGCUUUUUGUCGAUUUUUGUUUUGGUGAAUCGCUGUAACCCGAGUCUCCUUGUUGGCCAGCCAAUUUAACAAAGUGCUAAACAUAUAAAUAAAACCCCAAGAACGGGAGAACCUAUUCUUCAAAGAGUGUAAAAGUUAAUGUGUUAGCUCAUUUAAAAAAUGUUGAGUGCUUAAGUUAUAAAUCCAGAAAGAAAAGUUCAUUUUUGUGCAUAAUGAAUUACAACAUGGAUGAGCUGGAGGCCACCAGGUUGCUGCGACAUCCUCGACGUUGGUGGAGCAUUGGCUUCAGCAAACGAAUCUUAGCCAUAUCAGUUCUGGUUAUCAUAAUAUUGCUGUUUUCCCUGAUAUAUCAUGGCCUUGUAGUGGAGAGAAUUGAUCGGGUUCAGCAGAUUGAAGCAUUGAAUGCCAGGCACCAAAAGCUAUUCAAUCAGCCCUUUGAAGAGGAUCAGUCUGCUCUGAUUAUGAGCCCUCAAACUUUGCAUUUCAAACUGCUAGAUGAAGAUACAAAUAAGGAUUUGGAUGAUAGUAAGACUUUAAGAAGAAAGCACCUGAAACGAAUGUUGGUAAAGUUCCGAUUGAACAAGAAGCAUCGCACGCGUCGUGGGUUGCCCCGCUUAGAUUUGUUGGAUCCUGUUCGGAUGGAGGCCAACCUUCAGCAAAUAUAUUCCAAUCUGAGGAGUAAACGGGCGAGAGAAGCUCUGAGCCAACUGGAACAUGAGUUUGUGAGAUGCAAGAAGCAAACCCCUCAUGAUUGCAUGUCCGCUUUCUUGCGUAUGUACAAAAUGGCCAGGGAGGUGACUGAGAAAAUGGAGAAGAUGAAAGCCAUCAUGCGGGAGCAGCAGCCGAAAUUGGAGUCAAUGAGCCUAGAGUCCUAUGAAGGGAGAGGAACAUUUUCCCCGGCAGAUCUUAUCCAGGAGACAACUGAAGCGACAACUGCGCCAGCAGAAAGUGCCACUGAAAAGCCACCGAGAACCAAGAUCAAUCCUUCCAGGAUAAGUUGGAUUAUUGAUGGCCAUGAUCACGAUGAGAGCCCAGUUUACACAGAUCAUGCUCCUAAGAAUGAUCAAACAAAGGGGUUGGGGAACACCACUGAAUUGGUGGAGAAUAUAGUGACGAAAGUAUCGGAAAGCACUACUGUAAGGUUAAGUACCGAGAGCACCACAGAGAAGAUCAGUUGGAUUCUGGAUCACUUCGACCAUCCUCAGGAGAUUUUGCGCACAACUGAGGGACCAGGGCAGCGAGCCAGUAGAAAUGCAACCACCCCAUCGGAAUCAACUAUAAAAAUGGAUCCUGUGCUGGAUACGAAAACCACAAAUAGUGAAUUCGUCGUAACCACUGAAAGUGGUGUGAUUUUAAAUAUAACUACAGAUGCUCCAAUCGAAGCUAGCAACACCACCGUUCAGCGAAAACUUUCCUUUGAUUGGAUUAUCGAUGGUGAAGAUGAUGGGGAGCCGGAAGUUAAGAUCAACAACACCACGACAACCACUGCAACAGUUGGUACUACCGAACCUGUCAUAUCCACUACAGAUCUGCCAAAAAUCACAUUCGAAUGGAUUAUUGAUGGUAGAGAAGUUGUAGAACCAAAGGGUGAUUUAAAGACCACCUUGCCACCGGAUACCACAACAGAAGCCGCGGGAACUACAACAGGACAGCGAAAGAUGCCGUUUGAUUGGAUUAUCGACGGGGAAGAAGUAGUGGAGCCUCAGGAGAACUUCACAACAACUACCACAAUUGCCACAACACUAGCCAUUAGCACAACAGAAUCUGACGACAGAAUAAAUAACUUUACUGCUCAUCCCACCAAGCCUAAAGCGGUAAAGUUUGACUGGAUAAUCGAUGGCGGGGAACCCAGCGUUGAGGUGAGCACCACCACAUCAAGAGAACCCAAAUUGACUACUAGGCAGGCAGACAGCAAUACGGAAUCCCAUCCGUUGGACAAUCCCAGCAGCAUCGAAAACAUGCUGGAGAGCUUUGAGCGACAUGAAGAGGAGAAGCCUGUCCUCAGGGUGCUAGGUGGGAAUGAGUCCCCGUCGGAAAAUGUAACAGAUGUCUACGAACGUCAGUUUUGGUUGAAGAAGUUUGAAGAUCAGGCUAAGCAAAAUCAAAACGAGCUGAUAGAUACUUUUGGAACGGCUUUGGAUGCCAAGGCCCUGGACAAAAUGGGACCCAAGAUCAACCCGCUCAAUGGCCACCUCUGGAAUGCUGCCGAUGCCCAGAUCCUUAGCCUGUGUGAACGAGUGGCGCUGAAGAUGCGCAAUAAGGUUUCCCCAAUAGCAGAUGGUGAGACCAAGGAGAAGGGAGAAACCUUCACAGCUUCACCUAGUGUCCAGUUCACUAGCCGAGCGCCAGGCGGGUUUCCCGUUUCCGGCGAAACCAUGAAAGCCUCGGCCCAGUUUAUGUUUAAUCCAAACUUUGGUAUGCCCAGCAUUCCCGUCUGUUUCUACAUGACGCCUGCCAACUUCCGCAUGCCCAUGUGGUCGAAUACGCCUACAUUUAUGGGCAUGCAGGGAGCACACUUCGGGGGAUCGUCGAAUCCAGGUGGAGGAAUAUUUUUUGUGCCCCAGCAAUUUGGACCGAGUGGAAACUUUUUCGGAGGGAGUGGCGGAUCCGGGGCCGGUGGUCAGAGUGCCAAUAUCUUCUCAAAGAAUGCCUCCCCACAAAAAUCACCAAAUGGUCAGCAGCAGCAGGUCUACUGUAGUUACAUGCAAAAUCAAUCUGGUCAAGGAUCAGGACAAUCACAGACUUCCAGUCAACAACAGCAGGGAGGGCAGACAAGCUUCUCCAACGCCAAUUUUAAGAUGAGGCAUGCCAAUCAGUCGGGCUCUGCCCUUCAGCAAGGGCAGAUUAUCUAUGCCAGCUAUGUAGGAUUGCCACAGCCAUCGAUCCAGGAGCGUUCCAGGUGCCCUGAGCCUGAUCAGUUGUCCUGUUUGGAUCAACGAAAGUGCAUUCCAGCCUUGAGAUGGUGCGACAAUGUAGUGGAUUGUUCGGAUGGCAGUGAUGAGUCUGCCUGCACCUGCGCUGAUCGCGUGGAUGAAGAUCGUUUGUGCGAUGGCUAUGCAGAUUGCCCUAUGGGUGAGGAUGAACUGGGCUGCUUUGGCUGCGAACCUCUGGCUUACUCCUGCUAUGAAAAUCUGGAGGAGUUUGGCAGACACAAUCGCUCAACGAUAUCCAUGUGCUACAAUCGUCUGGAGCGAUGCGAUGGAUUUAUGAACUGCCUAAACGGACGUGAUGAGGAGCAGUGCAGUAUGUUGGUCACUAAUGUAGCGGAUCAUAUGUCCCAUGCUGCUUCUGCUUCUGAGGGCUAUCUGUACCACAACUAUCGUGGAGAUUGGCAUCCUGUCUGCAACAAUGGUGAAAAGUGGGCAGCUUCAGCAUGCGGUGUAGAUGGCAAGGGUGUCCGGGAUUUACCAGCUUCGUUAAAUAUCAGCUUCCGGGCCCUGACCUUACCUGGUCCUUUUAUUGAGCCCUCUCUGAAUUCCGGAAUCCACUUUGCUCAGGGCUGUCAUGGACGCAAUAGUCAUGACUCCCUGGUGGAUCACGUAGCCUUCGUCAAGUGUCCACCGAUGCAGUGUGGUGUGCCUACGAAAUCCUUGAUAACGGAGCACUCGAAGAAAGUUAAAAGAGCUCUAGAAGAAUCUAAGGAAAUCGUUGGCGAUGGACGGAUUGUGGGUGGAAGUUACACGAGUCCCCUCCAGUGGCCAUUUGUGGUGGCCAUUUAUAGGGAUGGCAAGUUUCAUUGUGGGGGAACCAUCUAUUCUGACCGUUGGAUUAUCAGCGCUGCUCACUGUGUCAUUAACUUUGCAAAGUACUUCUACGAGGUGCGUGCUGGCCUCCUGCGUCGCACCAGUUACUCACCCGCCACACAAAUCCAGCCCGUUUCCCAUGUAGUGAGCCAUCAAGCUUACGAGCGAAGAAGUAUGCGAAACGAUCUCUCUCUGCUUCGCCUGAUUAAUCCUCUACAGUUUAAUCGCUGGGUGAAACCAAUUUGCUUACCCGACAAGGGGAGAACAACGAUAGGGGAAGAUUGGAUCUGGGGACCUGAGGAACACACUUUAUGCACGGUGGUUGGAUGGGGAGCUAUUCGUGAGAAGGGACCAAGCAGUGAUCCCAUGCGGCAGGUAGUCGUUCCUAUACGCAAACGAUGCACUGAUCCGGAAGAUCAAGCUUCAGAGGACAUUUGCGCCGGAGAUCCGGACGGAGGUCGCGACGCCUGCCAAGGUGAUUCGGGUGGCCCACUUUUCUGUCGCAGCGUCACUCAACCGGAGGAGUUUUAUCUUGCCGGAGUCGUUAGUCAUGGUAAUGGCUGUGCUCGUCCGCAAGAAUUUGGUGUCUACACGAGGGUCACUCUCUACUUGGACUGGCUGGAAAUGGCAGUUUCUUCGCGUUUGCCGAACCGUCAGCCACUUCAAUUCUGUCCCGGAUUCAUUUGCGUCUGGGGGGGUAAACGAUGUAUAGCUAAACGCCAGCGUUGCGAUCGUAAUGUUGAUUGUCUUGGUGGCGAGGAUGAGGUGGGAUGCACCUACAACUUUAUACCAGAUAUGGUAGGUGGUGUUCGGCAGAAUAUAAGCACCACAACCGAAAGUGACUAUCAUCCAGUGAAGGAAAAAGAGGACAAGCUGGAUAAAAUGCGAGAAAUUAUUCCCAUUGAAGAUGAAGAUCUGAAAGCGGAACAGAACGAUGAUGAAGACUGGGAGAACACUACUUCCUUUGAGGAAAAUGAAAGUACUCUAGGUCAAAUGGAUUUACUUUUAACUGAAGAAACUGCAUCAACAACUUUAAAGGAGACUACAGUUCAAGGCUCUACAUGGAUUGAUUCAACCACAAACCCUUCAACUAUAAUGACAUCCUUAAAUGUAGAAACGCCCAAAAUCGAAACAUCAACACUUGCGUUUACUUCAAUGAAAACUGAACCGGAAUCAACUUCAACUUUACAAACCACUUUACCAACCACCACAGUUCAAACGACAACCUUUCCCACUUCAACCGAAGAUUUAACCAAGCUUACGGAUUUAGUUACUCAGUUUAUAGAGAGGACUACUGUUGGGACAACCAAGGAGCUAGUGACGACAACUUCCUCUGUAAUAACAACAGAAAGUCCCAGAACAGAAACUACGGAGGAAGUAAAGGAAACAACAACGACAGACUUCACAACCACAAUUAGCACUAGUCCCAGCUUCACCACCACGCCACUUACUACAAUAACAACAACUGUAUUCAGCACUAAUAAGGCUGAAGAAACCACCACAACGACGUUAGCACCAACUACGACUACUAAAUCCCCUAAGCCUACAACGACACAUAGUCAUUCUCAGAAGGAUCACAUACAAAUUCCCAAUAAAUUUGUGUGCAAAAAAAUGUCCCAAAUUGUAGAUGUAAUGAUGCGUUGUGAUCGUAAUGUGGAUUGUGAAGAUGGAACUGAUGAACUGGACUGCACAUGUAGGGACUAUUUAAAGGGAUCUUUAAGUGGACUCAUUUGUGAUGGCAAGGCGGAUUGCGAGGACCUCACCGAUGAGCAGGACUGCGGAGGCUGUCAUGCUCACGAGUACCGCUGCCCUCUGUCAAAAACUUGUUUACCUUUAAGCAAACGCUGUGAUAACGUGGUGGAUUGUAAGUUCAAGGAAGAUGAGAGGGAUUGCUUUGCCCUGACCAAUGGCCAUGAUAUACACUUUGAUGUCCAUCAACAGCCCAAGUUCAGCAGCGCUGGAAUAUUCUCUAAAAACGCUCAUGGUGUGUGGCGGGUUGUCUGUGCCCAUGAGACGGGCUAUCAUGAACAUCAAGCCAAUACAGCUGAUGCCGUUUGUGCCCUCCUGGGCUUUAAGGGAGCUCACUACUUUAACAGCUCAGAAUUCGUGAGCCAACAGGAAAUGCAAUCUAUCACACCGGAAUUAAAGGCAGGCAGGACCCGCAUGGUGGCUCAACUUCGUUACAUGGUCGGUGACAAUAUCCAGUUGACCGAUAACGAGGUCAUAAUCCCCGAACUAGGUCUACCAUCCGCUUCAAGACCAGAGAAGGAUCGUCUGUUGCCCCGCAAGUGUGUGGGCAUCUACGUGGAAUGUAAUCUCCUUUCCAAUAAAACCACGCCACUAAAGACCUUUAGUGCUGGGCUUGCCGUAAGCGAAAAGCCAAUGGAACAGGUUCCAGUUCUUCUGCCCACCAUUGAGACGCACAACACUCCAAAUGUGCACUUCAAGCCGCAAGUUCCAUCAGUUGUAGUAAAUAAAAAAGAUGAGAUCAUGGAUCGUCUGGACAAUCUGAUCAAGAGUAAAAAGAAUAAAACGAUACUGGUGAAUGAGCAGCUCCACGAAGCAAUCGAGGAGCUACAUUGGCCUUGGCUGGCAGAUGUCUACUCGAACGGCGAUCUCUGGUGCAUCGGAGUUCUGAUUAGCAAGAAUUGGGUUUUGGUCCAUGAGAGUUGUCUAUUUGGCAUUGAUUUGGAGACCCACUACGUCAGCGUUUUACUGGGUGGUGGUAAGACAAAACGCUCGGCCCACAAAAGUAAUCACGAACAGAUCCGGCGAGUUAACUGUUUUGAGGCAGUUCCGAAGUCGGAUGUACUGCUGUUGCAUCUGGAGGAUUCUGUGCGAUUAACCCACUAUGUGCUACCUACUUUCCUGCCUGAGAGCUCUCAUCAUAAUCAAAACGAUGCAAGGGACUGCAUCAGUGUGCUUCAUGACGAUGCCACCGGUCGCAUCAAGACUGUGGCUAUCACCCGCAUGAAAAACGUGACCAACUGCGAUUCCUGCUACAAGCUACAGGAAAAACAACCGCCGGCAAAUCUGAUGCGUAUGCUGAACGUCAGUGCCGAGGACAUGGCUUCUAUUUCGGAAGAGGUGGAGCUCAUUAAUGGGGUGGCGCCCACAGAGUUGCCGGCAAUUACCAAAUUUACCAGCUGCAAUCAGUUUGGCCUAAAAAAUGUCAGCGAUUCACAUCACAAUCCCAGCGAUCAGGGUGUGCUGGUCUGUCGGGACACGCACACCGGCUGGUUCCCAACGGCCAUGUUUAACUACAACAACACCGAUUGCCAAAGUUUUAAACAGCCAUUUGGCAUUAGAACAUUGGAGCUGGCAUACAAGUCGCUGCAGGAUAUAAUAGACAAACCCAGCUGCAAAAUGUUGCAGCCAGCCCCAGAAUGCAGCACCCAUCGUUGCCCGCUGGGUAAGUGUCUGCCACAGACUGCGAUUUGCAACGACCGAUAUGAUUGUCACGAUGGCAGCGAUGAAGAUGAAACCAAAUGCCGCCAACAGAAGCAGCGAUGUGCCCCCGGCGAGAUGAAGUGUCGGACAAGCUUCAAAUGUGUGCCGAAAAGCAAGUUUUGUGACCACGUACCUGACUGCGAGGACAUGACGGAUGAGCCAACCAUCUGCAGUUGUUUUACUUAUUUGCAAGCUACAGAUCCAUCAAAGAUAUGUGAUGGCAAGCGAAACUGUUGGGACAAAAGCGAUGAGAGUUCCGUUCUGUGCAAUUGCACUGCGGAUCAUUUCCAAUGCAGUUCCUCCCCUGAAGAUUGCAUUCCUCGGGAUUUUGUUUGCGACAAAGAGAAGGAUUGCCCCAAUGGCGAAGAUGAGCGAUAUUGUUAUGGCAUAGAGCAUCCUUUGCGCCUGCAGAAAAAGGAUUUCUGGGCCAACAGUCAGCACACACAACCAGAGACGGCUCCUCAGUACGGACAGGUCAUAGAGCAGACCUAUGGCAUCUGGCAUACGAAAUGCUUCCCCAAAAGCCAACCGCCACAAAUUGAUGAAGUUAGGGAUAUAUGCAAAAAGUUAGGCUACAAUCCGUAUAGACAGCCCAGCUACCGAUUGAUUGACGAUGAGGAGAGCAAGCCCGUGCACACUUAUGAGUUAGCAGAUAGACAAGGACGAAGCUUUAGCAAUGAGUCGCUGUUGGGAAAGUAUCGCGAUUCAACCAAGGCAUUAAUCAUUAGCAAGUUCUCACCUCUUCAACUAAACGAUCGGUUAACACUGUUCCUCAAGUCUAGUAGACCGAUUGCGGAGUUGGUCAGGUGGAAUGCCACCGAUUCCAGCAUGUGCUACAGACUGGAGAUCAGAUGUGCCUAAUAGCUUACGAUGUAUUACGAUGGUACUCUCGUGGUUAUCCUUUUGUGCGUUUUAGUAGCAAAUAAAUGCGAGAGCUGUAUGAUUUUUA